UUACAAAAUAAAUUUAUCUACAAUUAUAAAUUUUAAAGAUGUAUAGAAUCAAUGUGCUAAAUUUAAGAAAGAGAAAUGUAUUUGUCCGAUUUAUAUCACAAUUUAAAAUCCAACGCAGUGACUGCAUAUCCAAAAUUAACAUACAACAGCUAAGAGAUCCCAAAGCCUGUGCCAUUCGUGAUAAAGGACUUGUUUUGGGAGUAUAUUACAACGAUAAUGUUAAAGAGGAAUCCGUCAUUCUUACGCCGAGUGCCCAAAAAUAUAAUGAUGCAUGCGAAGGAAAGUUGUGGAAACAAUUAAAAUUAGCACCCAUACCUAGACUCGGUGAAGCUAGAAUAUUUUAUGAUUUAGAUCCACAAUUUGCGUACGUCGCUGUUGCUGGACUUGGUACAGAAUGUUUCACAUUUAACUCUUUAGAACAAUUGGAUGAAAGAAAGGAAGCCAUAAGAAUAGCAGCAGGAACAGGAGCCAAAGCGUUGAAUGCGUUGCGACCCACCUACAUACACGUAGAAUCUUUCGGAAACGCUGAAGCAGCAGCAGAAGGUGCCAACUUAGCUGUUUGGCAGUUUAGAGAAUACAAAAGUAUAUUGAACCAAAACGUUUUACCAAACGCAAAGUUUGUUUUACACGAUAACUGCGAUGUGGAGGGCUGGAAUAUUGGCCAAAUAAAAGCAGAAUCCCAAAAUUUGGCCAGAUACUUGCAAGAAAUGCCAGCAAAUUAUUUAAAUCCUACUUCUUUUGCCAAAAUUGCAGUAGACCUACUUUGUGAAUUAAAUAUAAACGUAGAAGUAAAGACGCAAGGCUGGGCAGCAAGUCAUGAGAUGGGAGGAUUUGUGGCUAUCGGAAGAUCUUCGAUUCAACCCCCUCUUUAUGUUGAAAUCAGUUACUACGGAGCUAACGAGCUCCAGCGACCUAUAGUAUUAAUCGGAAAAGGAGUAACAUUUGACAGUGGCAGCUUAGAUUUAAAAACCCCAAAGGACUUGAAAUAUAUGAAAGGAGAUAUGGCAGGUGCAGCGUGUGUUCUCGCUAUAAUAAGAGCAGCUUCAAUGUUAAAACUUCCCGUUAACAUUAGGGGAAUCCUACCACUUUGCGAACUAAUGCCAAAUGGAAAAACUCCCAAGUUUGGAGACUUAGUAAACAGCGGUAACGGUAAAUCUAUUCUCAUUAGGCUUCCAUCUCGUGAAGGGCGGUUGCUCGUCGCAGACUCUUUAGUCUAUGCUAGGAAUUACUGGCCGAAGUUUAUCAUAGAUAUAGGAACCAUGUCCAAAGAGUUAUUACAUACUCUUGAUGGUGCUGCAUGUGGAUGUUAUACAAAUUCGGAAGAGUUAUUUUGUUAUCUGGAAUUGGCAAGCAGUCAAACAGGUGAUAGAAUUUGGCGGAUGCCGCUUUGGAAAUUUUACGAAGACCGUAUAAAAGACACUAGUUCAGCAGAUGUGGCGAACACGGCGCAACACAAAUAUGGAGACUCGCCGAACUGUGCAGCAUUUUUAAAACAGUUUGUAUGCGAUAGUCAAUGGAUACAUCUGGAUACCUACAAUGUGGCUUAUAGUAAAGGACGUGAUAUCCCUUAUUUGGGACGAGGAAUGACAGGUCGACCCACUAGAACCAUUAUAGAGUUCCUCUUCCAACUGAUAGCAGAUACUAAGCUUUAGUUAACAGUCGUAAUUUCUGUCGAG
Messenger RNA from Papilio machaon (common yellow swallowtail), 1676 nucleotides. It is a transcript of the gene S-Lap, whose product is annotated as cytosol aminopeptidase. Bases 39 to 1652 code for a protein of 537 amino acids. The transcript has a single exon. Gene Ontology annotation, biological process: proteolysis. Gene Ontology annotation, cellular component: cytoplasm. Gene Ontology annotation, molecular function: metalloaminopeptidase activity; manganese ion binding. NCBI's taxonomy places the organism in Eukaryota, Metazoa, Arthropoda, Insecta, Lepidoptera, Papilionidae. The record is from RefSeq and is a predicted model, not a curated record.